Molecule: messenger RNA, 609 nt
Organism: Baudoinia panamericana UAMH 10762
Lineage: Eukaryota; Fungi; Ascomycota; Dothideomycetes; Mycosphaerellales; Teratosphaeriaceae
Exons: 2
Coding region: 101-535 (144 amino acids)
Source: RefSeq, a predicted model, not a curated record
GACAGAAUUGGUUGCCUCUCAACCUGCGCUUAUACAACGGCAACCCACCGAGGCUCUGCAGCAUCGACCGAAAGCGCUGCUAGCAUCAUUUCCGUUUGCGAUGCUGACGAGGCGAUCAACCGUACGAGCGGCCAGAUUAGAAUCCUGCACCGACACAUCAAGGUCACCGAGCCGCAGACGCAACAAUGCAGCACCCUCUUUGCGUUGCUUGCGUGGCAUAAGAUGGCGGUUUCGGCCUCGUCGAGGAGUCUCAGCUGGCACGGCGUUGUCUCCGAGAAGGGCCAGAAAAGCUCGACGGCAAUUGUUCAGGAUCGACCAUGCACUGCUGCUUCUGGUUUCGAUCGAAGCGGUCUCCGACAACCGUGACGCUCAGGCACCUGAUACCUGCUCAGUCGACAUUCUCCAUCGCAUCGAACGACAAGGCGCAUCGGAGAACGGUCGGUAUCGUGGGUACACCGUCCCCAGUGACGAGUUAUGGACAUGGAAGGGCCAUGGAAACAUUCCGAUCUGCGAGCCAUUGCCGACGUCGGAGUAAGAGGGUGGAGUGUAGCGAGACUCGAAGAGCGAUAUUGGCUAGAGUUUCGGGCAGAGGGUCAGCUGCCCUUUUAG